GGGUUAUUAUCAACCCAGUUCAUCCAUCACCGACCGGCGUCACCACUUGCCAGUCACCUCACCACCAUGAAGAAUCCUUGGCUCCUAUUCCUCGCCCCCUUCCUCUUAGCCGUGUCGUCAUCGCUGCCUCAUACCGCCGCCGUGCCGCUGCGUUUCCCUGCCGCAGGGCGGUCGCCUGUCCAGUGCAUCGGCGACGGCGUCUACGCUGCUAACAGCACCUACCAAGCCAACCUCCGCCGCGUCGCCGCCCUCCUCCUAGCCGAGGUGUCCGCCUCCCCCGGCCAGUUUUACUACACGACCCAUGCCGUCGGGUACUGGCCUAACCGGUUGCUCGCCAGCUCCUUAUGCCGGCGCCGCGACGUCAACGGCACCCACGUUGGCUACCCCUGCGCCGACUGCAUCGCCGGGGCCUUCCUCGAAAUGGAGAGAGCGUGCCCGUACCGCAGGGAGGCCUUCUAUAUCGAUCGCAACUGCAGUGUCGAACUUGCCGAGAUUCGCAUCUUCGGGACUGGCGGCAUCUUCCAACGGAACAUACUGAUACAAGCCAUGGCUUCGGGAUUGGUACUUCAAGCAAUUGGAUUUGCUUGGCUUUUCUUCUUGCUAUUUCAAGAAUGGCGCAGCCGGAAAAGAGGCAACUUGAUGCAUUCCACCCCUCUUUUAUCUGGAGAUGAGAAUGUUGGCAACAUGUCUACCAAGGCGUAACGGCAAAUGUUGCAUACUUGCAUGAAGGGAUCGGAUUUUCUCUCAUCAAGGGAAUAAAGAUUAAAGAAUGAAUACUUGCUCUCCAAAUUGCAGGCCUUCAAUUCGGUCGUUUAAUUUCAAGCCAGCUGAAAUGUUCAUUGUUUUCACACAUUCUUAUGUUUUCAUUGGAAUUUCAUUCCC
Messenger RNA from Zea mays, 882 nucleotides. RefSeq lists its product as uncharacterized. Bases 67 to 702 code for a protein of 211 amino acids. The transcript has 3 exons. The record is from RefSeq and is marked predicted. Lineage: Eukaryota; Viridiplantae; Streptophyta; Magnoliopsida; Poales; Poaceae.